This is a messenger RNA of Thelazia callipaeda (thelaziosis nematode), 645 nucleotides long. The record is from the annotation of a GenBank genome assembly. NCBI's taxonomy places the organism in Eukaryota, Metazoa, Nematoda, Chromadorea, Rhabditida, Thelaziidae.
AUGAAAGAAUCGAACGUUGGGCGUAUUGCAUUUGGCGUCUGUGUUAGCUUAGCGAUGGUUUUCACUUUGAUUUCUUUAUUAACGCCAGGUAAUCAAGCCUGGCGGACAUUCCAGAAAAGAGCAAAGCACUCAAGACUGAAUAUUCCGACUUCUAUCGGUCUCCUUCGAUAUCAGUGCAUUGAAUAUCUAAAUAACUAUGCGUAUUCAAAAAGCGGAGUAGAAAUACUGAAAAAGAAUUUCUGCGAUUACGUCUUUAAUAAUCAGGCUUCAUGGGAUAAAAUGGUAUUAUAUACGUUGAUAUCUUCAUUCAUAAUUGAAUUAGUCUCAAUUAUAUAUCUGUUUCUUCCACGAGAUUUCUGUUGUGAACGCUAUGAAUACAUGGCUCUUCCAUUUAGUAUUUUUGCAACAUGUAUAAUAACUCUUCUUUUGUAUGGAGUUAUUUCUUAUGCUUUAAGAUAUCAGGAAAUUACAAUUAUAAUGGAAAAUUUUUCGAAAAAAGUUCCUCCGAACAUAUUUGAUCCAUCAGAAAUCAAAGUUGGCCUCGGAUAUAGUUAUUACUUAUCUUGUAUUGCUCUUGGUUUUGCUUUCUUAUCAUUAUCAGCAGCCAUUUUUAACAUUACUUUGCCAUGGUGUUUUUUAUGGUGA